Dacryopinax primogenitus is the source of this 759-nucleotide messenger RNA. RefSeq names its product acyl-CoA N-acyltransferase. NCBI's taxonomy places the organism in Eukaryota, Fungi, Basidiomycota, Dacrymycetes, Dacrymycetales, Dacrymycetaceae. Gene Ontology annotation, molecular function: protein N-terminal-serine acetyltransferase activity; protein-N-terminal-alanine acetyltransferase activity. The transcript has a single exon. The record is from RefSeq and is a predicted model, not a curated record. Bases 1 to 759 code for a protein of 252 amino acids.
AUGACCUUCGUUAAUAAUCACGUUUCACCAACAACGGAUGAAGAUGCAACGUUUGGCCCGGAGCCUUACGACGUUAACUUUAUCUUUCCGAUCCUUCCAUUAAGCCUGGAAUCGCCCCGGAUCAAGCUCAUCCCAUUCAUACCAAAGCUGCAUGCCGAGUUGUACUUCAAUGCAACCGUUGAUUGUCAAUUCCUCUAUGACUUCCUACCCUUCUCAAUGGCGACUCUGAAGAGCAUCCUGAUAUUCGCGGAAGGCAUGCGGAGCAGUCCUGGGAAAAUCUUAUUCGCCAUCUUCGAUAAGACUCUUCUCCCUGAGUCUCUAUCGGCGCAUCCUUCUAGGAGCUUCGCAGGAAUUAUUGGUUUGAAUAAUGCAAACCUCGACUAUCUUUCUGUUGAUAUUGGACCUAUUGUUGUGCUUCCAGCGUAUCAGAAGACACAUGUGGCCACCCACUCUGUUGGGACUCUCUUGCGGUAUUGCUUGGAGCUCCCUUCUGCUGUUGCCCAUCCCGGGCUCGGGCUGAGACGGGUAACAUGGCUCGCAAAACCGGACAAUAUCGCUUCGAUCCGCCUGGCCGAAAAGAUGGGGAUGAUAAGAGAAGGCGUGUUGAGAUGGACUUAUGUGGUUGAGUCCCCGGGGACACGUACGAGAGAUGGUGAUCCAAACUACAAGUUGGGCCGAGACUGCCUGUUGCUCACAAUGACGUGCGAAGACUGGGAGAUGAGAGGAAGCGAACUUGUUAAGCAGAAAAUAGAUAGAUGA